UGAUCAGAACCAGAGCAAAGUGCACACAGGAAGCUGCGGUUCUGAACUCGUUAUCGAACGCAAUGAAUCCGAGAAAAGUCCUGCGGUUCGCACAUGCUUUGUACCUUUGUGCGUGGAUGAUCGCACCAGCGAAGUUGCACCCGCAGUGCUUGGACUUUAAGCCCCCGUUCCGACCGCUUCGGGAGCUGGAGUUCUGCGUCAUGUACAAGGAAUUCGGCUGCUGCGACUUUGAAAAGGACCAGCAGCUGAUGACCCGGUUCUAUCACGUAAUGAACCAAUUCGAUGACGAAGGGUACGCGAGCUGUGCGGGCUAUGUAGUGGAGCUGCUGUGUCAGGAGUGUUCACCUUAUGCUGCUCACUUGUUUGAUGCUGAGGACCCCAACACUCCAGUCCGGACCAUGCCAGGGCUGUGUCCAGACUACUGCUCCAGGUUCUGGUCCAAGUGCAGCUCCACCAUCUCUCAUCUGUCUGAUGACAAGAACAUUCACAGACUCAUAAAUGAUGAAACAAGUCUCUGUCAGUACCUACAGCUGAAUGAUGCAGACUACUGCUACCCUCACCUUCUCAGUAACCACAAGCUGUCGCAGAGCCUGGGUCAAGUCCAGUCAGGGGUGGAUGGUUGCAUGCAGCUCUGUCUUGAAGAGGUGGCGAAUGGACUCCGAAAUCCUCUCGCCAUGGUCCAUGCGAAUGAUGGAACGCACCGUUUUUUUGUGGCAGAACAAGUGGGUGUGGUAUGGGUUUACCUGCCAAACCGGUCAAAACUAGAAAGACCAUUUUUGAAUAUUACAAAGGCAGUGCUGACAUCUCCAUGGGAGGGGGACGAAAGAGGCUUCCUCGGACUAACCUUUCACCCCAAAUACAAGUAUAAUGGGAAGCUAUAUGUGUACUACUCUGUGGAAGUGGGGUUUGAUGAGCGAAUCAGAAUCAGUGAAUUUCGCAUUUCCACUCAUGACAUGAAUAUGGUGGACCAUAGUUCUGAGCGAGUGAUUCUUGAAAUCGAUGAACCAGCGUCCAAUCACAAUGGAGGGCAACUACUGUUUGGUGACGAUGGAUACAUGUACAUUUUUACCGGAGAUGGCGGCAUGGCGGGUGAUCCUUUUGGAACUCACGGAAAUGCCCAGAACAAGUCAACUCUUCUUGGCAAAGUCCUCCGAAUUGAUGUGGAUGACAAUGACAGAGGUCCACUGUACAGGAUUCCCCCUGACAAUCCCUUCAUCCAUGAACCUGGAGCUCGUCCUGAGGUCUACGCAUACGGCGUCCGCAACAUGUGGAGGUGUUCAGUGGACAGAGGAGACCCAAGGAGUAAAGAGGGCAAGGGUCGUAUUAUCUGUGGAGAUGUGGGCCAAAACAAGUUCGAAGAGAUUGACAUCAUCGAGAAAGGUCACAACUACGGCUGGCGGGCCAGAGAGGGCUUCUCCUGCUAUGAUAACAAACUGUGUGUCAACACUUCCCUUGGUGAUACUCUUCCCAUCUACGCAUAUCCCCACAGCAAGGGAAAGUCAGUGACUGGAGGAUACAUCUACCGAGGCUGUGAAUAUCCUAACUUAAAUGGUCUGUACAUCUUUGGAGACUUCAUGAGUGGGCGUCUGAUGAGUCUCCGAGAGGAUCAACACACACAGCGUUGGCAUUACAAUGAGAUUUGCAUGGGGUUAGGUCAGACGUGUCUUUUUCCUGGGCUCAUCAACAACUAUCAUCAGUACAUCAUCUCCUUUGCUGAGGAUGAAGCAGGUGAGCUGUACUUCCUGUCAACGUCAGUGCCGAGCGCUAUGUCUUCUUCAGGUGUCAUUUAUAAAGUGGUGGAUCCUUCCAGACGUGCUCCACCAAGACAGUGUCACUAUGAUGCUCAACCUGUCAGAGUGAAGAGUUCCCUGAUCAAGUUUGUGCCGCAGGAAACAUUCAUUUCUGUUGAUCCUCCUAAGAAACACAAAGAUGGCCCCCACCACACAGAAACACAUGACAGGCUCGAGAAGCUCACUGAUCAUUUGGCUGGACAGGACCAAAACUUCCCAUCACCAACAAAAGACACCAGCAAAAUACCCAAAGGUCGUAAAGGCCGGCGAAGAAAGGGCAAACAUCAAAAUGGUUCGGUUAGACUUAUCAGUGAUGCAGGAAGAAAUCGUGGACGGGUGGAGAUCUUUGUUAAUGGGCAAUGGGGAACAGUAUGUGAUGAUCUCUGGAAUAUCCAGAACGCAAUAGUGGUUUGUAAACAGCUUGGAUUCCAGAACGCUCUGGUCCCUGUCAAGAACGCAGAGUUUGGAGAAGGAGAGCAUCUGCCCAUUUUGCUGGAUGACGUCCAGUGUGAAGGAACUGAAUCGAGCUUGCUAGAGUGUCAGCAUGCAGGCGUGGGGAAGCAUAACUGUCAACACUACGAAGAUGCUGGAGUUAUUUGUGGUAGCCAAGAUCAGGCAACUGAGGUCUGACGGUACAAACAAAAAAUGAGCAUAAACAAUCAAACUACCAUUCUCUUUUAAAAUUGGUGUUUUAAAUUUGGGUUUCUCGGGUUGUAUAAUCAAAGUUUGGGUUUUGUCAAGGGUUGGCGUACAUGUAUGGUAAAAGUAGUGAAAUGCAAUUUGAGCUUCUUUCAAAUGUGGUCAUGUGCUAACAUUAGCUUGAGAGUAGAAGAAAAUGAAAAUGAAAAAUCUGACUUCUGCUUUCUGAAUUCUAAAAUACAAAUCAUGAAAUAUCUUUUCUUAACUUUUACUCGGAAAGUCACAGACAACAACCAGAACUUUUUGAAUUGCUAUGUUGUAUUAUAGGAAAAAAAAGUGUCUUACAAGUGAAAAUGUUAUUCAGCAUGCAGCACAAGAUGAGACGUGUGCGUCAUAUAAAGGGUUGCAUAGUUAGCAUUAGAUGGUCAGGUACCUCGGUCUGAUGCAGACAGGGUAAACAACACCACACCACUCAGGUUUAAUGAAACUAGCUGUGAGUUUGGACAACCCACACAUGGUUUUGGUAAACCAGCACGUUGAAAGAAGCCCAAGGUGUCUCCAGUUUCACUGAUGGCCUUCCUCUAAACACUAAUGAACUGUUCACUGGUUAAAAGAAAUUUAACAAUGAAGAGUUUUUGAGAGAUUUUAUCUUAAUGAGUACAAGCUUUUGUCUCUUGAGAUGAUGAAUAAAGGCCAAACUAAAGAACUUCUACAUGUCAUCGGUCAUCUUGUAUUUUU
Molecule: messenger RNA, 3167 nt
Organism: Synchiropus splendidus (mandarinfish)
Lineage: Eukaryota; Metazoa; Chordata; Actinopteri; Syngnathiformes; Callionymidae
Gene: hhipl1
Product: HHIP-like 1
Exons: 9
Coding region: 63-2420 (785 amino acids)
Cellular component (GO): membrane
Source: RefSeq, a predicted model, not a curated record